CUGCCCUCUGCCACUCCCGGCCGCAUCCAAGAACUCACACCGCUCUGCACACAAACGUCCUAUUCACAAGUAUGAGCAAACGUACAACGAGCUAUGUUUCUAACAAUUCACUGGCCUUCUCAAUCAAUCGCCUGAUCGACCGCACUGAGCUCCGCUUACGUCUCUAUUUCCUCUCCCUUCAAAUUGGUUGCUCUUACCUAUUUACUGCACUUGGGCUUGAUCGUAGCUUCUUAACCUGGUGUCCACUUGUAGCCAUCGCGCUUACCUUCAUCUUCGACUUGGCCUGCAUGACAGGUCAUGUGGCGCCCGAGCGACCGGCUGUGUUCCGCUUCGGGGAUCAGCUUGUAGCCAUGGUGGUCGUCUCCGCUUUCGGGUCGACUUGCAUUGUGCGUCAUCUGCUGCUUGUAUCUUAUAUUGUGAUCCCCGUAACCUCUCAGCUUCGUCUUCCAAACAAAACGUGUCUAGUAGGAUAUCUCAUGGUAGGGAUGGCGGUUCUGAGGGACUUUGAGUCUUGCCGUGAUUCGGCCUCAGCUGGUGAGUGUGCCCGAACCAUUUCGUCUUUCCUACGAUUAGCUAGUAGAUGACCCAACCUGUCAACCUGUCGACCACCCCCUCAGUCCUCGGAAGUCUCGUGCGUACAACAUGUUCCCAUUUUGGAAAUGACAUACGCCGCCUGUCCGCCUUUUCCCCCCAUAAUAACUGCAAUGCUUUUCCUUACUGCUUGACACAAGGCCCUUUGCUCUGGAUACUGGUUUAGUCACUGACUUGAAGUUCAGGGCAGCACUUGUGAGUCUGCAGCGUUGAUUCUAGGCGUCUACUCAUUUGCCAUUGGUUUCUACCGUCGCAUCCUCAGGUCUGAUGGGCAUAUCUGAUUUUGAAGUGGCAGUGUGGUAAAAGUGUUGCUCUCCCCUGGCUUCCGAAUUUGCAAUCACAUUUGUACUAGGAUUCAAGUUGAGCUACGUAUGGCAUUCUGAAACAAUUCCUUGCGAUGUCAGCUUCAGUCCCGGUUCCCAUUUGACUUGAAUGUUUAAUUUGUGUGAUACCAGUUCGAUCAAGUGCCUCUGUGACUUUUCGAACUGCGGCUGCCACUACUGCAAAAGUGCCUGCAAUUGUUCGAAACUGACUGACAUCUUUGGGUUCUUCUGACUCCUUUCGCCACUGUUGUAACGUUUCCACUUUACCUCUGCUCUCUGCCACCCCAAGCUGCGUCAGAGAAAGAACUCGCACCGCUCUGUACACAAACCUUCUAUU
Messenger RNA from Dicrocoelium dendriticum, 1251 nucleotides. The record is from the annotation of a GenBank genome assembly. Lineage: Eukaryota; Metazoa; Platyhelminthes; Trematoda; Plagiorchiida; Dicrocoeliidae.